CUCCCGGCGCCCGCUUCACGGAUUCCUUUGUCUCCCGGUCUCUGUCUUCGGCUCCAACGUCGCGGUAAAUGCUCACACCCGUCCUGGCCCUGCCGCCAGGGGCCCAGCCGUCUUGAAGGAAACCCAGCACACUGCACAGCAGCACACUCCACAGCGGCACACCCCGCGUACCCCGAGAGGCCGCGUGGGAACCGAGUGGGCGCGGCGAGCGUCACCGCGCAGGCGCCAAUCUCACCUUCAGACACUGCAACUCCCAGAAGGCCGUGCAGCAGCCUCGGCGCUGCUGAGCCAGGAGCUGCUCCCGCUCGGGCAGGGCUCGGGAGCGCUCGCCGCAUUGCAUUGUGGAAUACAUAGUGCAACAGAAAACUCUCUGGCACAAACUCCCAACCGAACUCACGUGUUUACCUGGUGCACUGCCCUGGGCGGUCCGGAUGGGCCAUCAAUGAAGAGGAGCUACAGGGUGACGUCAUAAAGCCGCGACCAGACGGGCGGCGCCAUCUUCGAACUUGGACUUCCGGAAGGACUUUGGUGAGGGGGCAACCAUUUUAGGGGGUGCUGAUGGAUACCUGCGGGGUCGGCUAUGUCGCCCUGGGGGAGGCCGGCCCCGUGGGGAACGUGACUGUAGUGGACUCUCCUGGACCAGAGGUGCUAAAUCAGCUUGAUGUCAGGACCACUGCAGAAACAGCCAGUACAGAGGCUUCCACAGAGAUGUCCUUGCCUACCUCUUUGUCUGGAUUUGAGGGCUCUCUUGAUGAGAAAAAGCUCCUUCCAGAACAGGAAAGCCUGUCCAGACUGGAACAGCAAGAUCUUUCUUCGGAGAUGUCAAAGGUCUCAAAGCCUCGGGCCUCCAAGCCUGGCCGGAAGAGAGGGGGUAGGACACGGAAAGGCCCCAAAAGGCCCCAACAACCUAAUCCUCCACCAGCCCCUCUGGCUCCAGGUCACUUAGAUCAAUCCAGCCCUCUGCCCACCCCCAUGCCCAAGAAACGAGGUCGAAAGACCAAGGCAGAGCUGCUGCUGCUGAAGCUGUCCAAAGGCCUAGACCAGCCAGAGUCUCCAGCUCCAAAGAGGCCCCCUGAGGACUUUGAGACCCCACCUGGGCAACGACCCCGCCGAAGGGCUGCCCAAGUGGCACUCCUGUAUCUUCAGGAACUGGCUGAAGAGCUCUCAACAGCCCUGCCUGCUCCAGUGUCCUGUCCCGAGAGCCCCAAGGUGAGCAGCCCCACCAAACCAAAGAAGAUCCGGCAACAGCCAGUCUGUCAAGGUGGAGAAGAAGAGGACGACACCGCACGAGAUGAAGACUUUGUUCUCAAGGUUGAGGCUGAAGAUGGAGAAGAAAGUGAGGUCCCAAGUGAGAGCUCAUCUGACCCGGAGCCUGCUGUGCCCCGAAGCACCCCACGAGGAUCCACUUCAGGGAAGCAGAAGCUGCACUGCCGGGGCAUGGCUCCCAAUGGCUUAUCCAAUCACAUCAUGGCUCCUGUCUGGAAGUGCCUCCAUCUCACCAAGGACCUCCGAGAACAGAAGCAUUCAUACUGGGAGUUUGCAGAAUGGAUUCCUUUAGCCUGGAAGUGGCACUUGUUAUCUGAACUUGAGGCAGCUCCCUACCUGCCCCAGGAGGAGAAGUCUCCACUGUUUUCUGUACAACGUGAAGGACUUCCUGAAGAUGGCACACUCUACCGCAUAAACAGAUUUAGCUCGAUCACAGCACACCCAGAGCGCUGGGAUGUGUCCUUCUUCACAGGGGGACCGCUCUGGGCUCUGGACUGGUGCCCAGUGCCAGAGGGGGCAGCAGCCUCGCAGUAUGUGGCCCUUUUCUCCAGCCCAGACAUGAAUGAGACACAUUCACUGAGCCAACUUCAUUCAGGUCCUGGGCUACUCCAGCUCUGGGGCCUUGGGACCUUGCAGCAAGAAAGCUGUCCUGGCAACAGGGCUCACUUCGUCUAUGGGAUUGCUUGUGACCACGGCUGCAUCUGGGACCUCAAGUUCUGCCCCAGUGGAGCAUGGGAACUUCCAGGCACCCCUCGGAAGGCUCCUCUCCUGCCUCGGCUGGGUCUCUUGGCUCUUGCUUGCUCAGAUGGGAAGGUGCUGCUGUUCAGUCUACCCCAUCCUGAGGCCCUGCUGGCACAGCAGCCCCCAGAUGCAAUGAAACCCGCCAUCUAUAAGGUGAGUGAGGAACCUGCUGCCUUACCCAAGGCUCCAUCUUGUAGAGCCUCCCUUACUGAUUCCAUAGUUCAAUGUGUGGCAACCCUUCAGGUGGGGUCUGUGCAGGUAUCAGACCCCUCUGAGUGUGGUCAGUGCCUUAGCCUGGCCUGGAUGCCCACCCGGCCCCACCACCACCUGGCUGCUGGAUACUACAACGGCAUGGUGGUUUUCUGGAACCUUCCCACUAACUCGCCCCUGCAGCGGAUUCGGCUCUCUGAUGGCUCUUUGAAGCUCUACCCCUUCCAGGGUUUCCUAGCCCAUGACCAGGCUGUGCGUACCCUUCAGUGGUGCAAAGCCAACAGUCAUUUCAUAGUGUCUGCAGGGAGCGACCGGAAAAUCAAAUUCUGGGACCUUCGACGACCUUAUGAACCAAUAAAUGCUAUCAAGCGCUUCUUGAGUACAGAGCUGGCCUGGCUGCUCCCCUACAAUGGUGUCACUGUGGCGCAGGACAACUGCUAUGCCUCUUAUGGACUCUGUGGAAUUCAUUAUAUUGAUGCUGGUUACCUUGGUUUCAAGGCCUACUUCACUGCUCCUCGAAAAGGCACUGUCUGGAGUCUUUCAGGAUCCGACUGGCUUGGGACAAUAGCUGCAGGAGAUACAUCCGGGGAGCUCAUUGCAGCUAUUUUGCCUGAUAUGGCACUGAACCCAAUAACUGUCAAGCGACCUGUAGAGCGAAGAUUUCCUAUAUAUAAAGCAGAUCUGAUGCCGUAUCAGGAUAGUCCUGAAGGUCAAGACCACUCUUCUGCUGCAUCUGGAGCCCUCAACCCACCCAAGGCUCGAACUUAUGCUGAAACCGUCAACCAUCAUUACUUGCUCUUUCAAGACACAGAUUUGGGUUCGUUCCAUGAUCUGCUCCGUAGAGAACCAGUGCUGCGGAUGCAGGAGGGAGAGGGGCAGGCUCAGCUCUGUCUGGACAGGCUGCAGCUGGAGGCUAUUCAUAAAGUACGUUUCAGCCCAAACCUGGACUCCUAUGGAUGGCUCGUAUCUGGGGGGCAGUCAGGGCUGGUUCGGAUCCAUUUUGUGCGUGGACUCACCUCCCCAUUGGGCCACCGUAUGCAGCUUGAAAGCCGAGCCCACUUCAAUGCUGUGUUCCAAUCGUCCUCCCCUACUAAAGGGCCUGGCUUCUCUUCAACCAGCCAUCGCCUUCUGCCCCAUCCCUAGUCGUGGUCCACACAAGACCCUUGAAUGAAGUCUGCCAAGAACAAAUGGCCCCAGGCAUAGACCAUAGAAACUGGGCCUUCUUGGACAGUGAUGCUGCCAGGCCUGGACCUUUAGACCUGCCUCCCAGGAUUCCUUAGAUACCUCUCCUUUCAUUGACUUCAGCUAUCAUCAUGGCCCCUGUGGGCAGGGAGGCUUGCCCUCCACAAACUCUCAAGGCUCCUUAGCCUAAAACUGGCUCACAAGAAACACUCAGGCCUGAUCUAGGCUUGGGAGUCAAAUUGCUCAUAUUGAGCAUAUUGUGAAGUGGGUAAAGCUAAGUAAAGGUACUGGGUGUUUUUGAGACCACAUGUGAGUGGGUGUUUGGAAAACUGGAAAGAGUAUCUGCAGGAAGGCUUCUGUCUGACUAUAUCCCAGGAUCCAGUAUUACUGCCCUGCCAGCUUCCUGUUUAGAGUAACCAACAUGCAAGCCCAUGGGGGCGGGGGUAGCAAGUUGUUGGACUGAAGCUGCUUAUAGUGGUUCUUUAACUGAGGAACACCACACACCACCAAGAGGAUGGUGGUUCAGAUCUUACUUGCUCCUGCUUAGGAAAUAUACCUGAUCACUGGUCAUCUGACCCUACUUGAACACUCCUAGACAGUCAUGUUUUAAAACAUCUUCCUUUAUAUCCAGUCAGAGUAUACCUCUAUAGAUUUUACCAUUGGUAUUAGGAAUUCUAGCAAUUCCCACCUGUGAUUGCCCUUUUAAGUGUUUAAAAUAGCUAUCAGAUGUUUCCCAAGUCUUUCCUUCUCUAGAUUAAAUAUCUCAGUUACCUUAACCAUUCUUUUACACGUUAUGAUUUUUGACCCUUCAUGAUACUGUCACAUUAAACAUGUUUAACUACUUUAUUUCAACCCUAUAUAUAGAUGUUUAGAACCCAAAUACAGUAAGUCCACACUUAUUAUCAAUAGCUUGUGUGACAUUUUUUUUUUAAUGUCUUGAUUUUUAGAGAUAGGGAGGGAGAGAGAAAGAGAGAAUCGAUUUUUUUUGUUUUGUUCCAUUCAUUCAUUCACUCAUUGGUUGCUUCUUUUAUGUGCCCUGAUUGGAGAUCAAACCCGCAAUCUUGGUGUAUUGGGACGAUGCUCUAACCAACGGAGCUACCCAACCAGGGCAAGGUUCUGUGACUUUAAACAACAUAUAAGGAAACCAACUUUAUUAUAGGUGAAUUGAUAUAAACAAGAUUUAAGUUCCUAUGGCAUCUCAUUAUAAUGAAAUGAUGUUAUUUGAGGACCUGCUGUAUUGUUACAGCUCAUCUUGUUAACACCCUUUUGUGGGGUGCUGCAGGCUCAUGACUGCAAUACUGCUUCCUAAGCUAGGACAUACCCAGCAAUGAGAAAGAGGCAAAUCAUAGUUUUGGAAUGUAUAAGAGUACAAUCUGAGGUUUGGGGUAAGUAGAUGACUUCAACUAUUCUAGAGAAAAAUACACAGCCAGCUGCUAUUUGAAGGGAGUAGAAAUAAGUUUAGUGCCUACCUGGAACAAAGCCCUCUGGCACUCUAGACUGAUUGGCCAGAUAUCUGGGAAUAGCUUUCUGCCUCUUAAGUGUAAGGAAUUUAUCAAAUGUCAGAAAACCUUUAAGAAAGGAAUCAAGUGCUUCAAUUUCCUUCCUGUACAGAAGAGGAAACAGACCUGGAGGCAACCCAGACCAUUAGUAGCAGAGGAACCACAGCCCACGUCAGUGCAAAAGAGCCAAGUAUUGCACCAUCCUAUUGUGAUCCAGCUCAGGUUGUGCCAGUUCUCUUUUUGAGCUGAUUGAAAAGGAAUUGCCUUUCACUGCAGAGAAAUUCCCACAUCUUACACAGCAGUCCCUGGACACUGCAUUAUUGAAAUCCCCCUUUCAGUGGCAAAAAGGAUGGGACCUGGGGACCCAUGCUAUUGAGGCUGUAGGUGGGUGCUGGCAACCCUGCUGCUGAGUGUCAGCCCGUCUUGACCUCCAGAAGAAAAUCAGAAAGACGUUUUCAGCCUUGCUUUCUCUAACAUAAACCCCUUUCUCUCCACGCCACUCCCUUUCUAACCUUCCCUCCCAAUAUAUCCACUUUAUAUUAUUCAUAGGUUUCUGCACUUCUCCUUGUGGCUGUUCUCACACUAGUCCCUCCUCUGGGAGUGUCCUUUUCUAGCCUCUCCACCUAAGCACUCUUCAAGAUCCCAGCUCAAAUUCUACCUUCACUAAGGGGCUUCCCAGAUUUCUCCAGUAAAAAUUAUUCCGUGUGUCCCCAAGAGGGAAGAAAAGGAGGAGGAUAAACAAGUGUUUAUUAAGCA
Myotis lucifugus (little brown bat) is the source of this 5654-nucleotide messenger RNA. It is a transcript of the gene GTF3C2, whose product is annotated as general transcription factor IIIC subunit 2. Bases 559 to 3360 code for a protein of 933 amino acids. NCBI's taxonomy places the organism in Eukaryota, Metazoa, Chordata, Mammalia, Chiroptera, Vespertilionidae. Gene Ontology annotation, cellular component: transcription factor TFIIIC complex. The transcript has 19 exons. Gene Ontology annotation, biological process: transcription by RNA polymerase III. The record is from RefSeq and is a predicted model, not a curated record. Gene Ontology annotation, molecular function: protein binding.